Molecule: messenger RNA, 1575 nt
Organism: Tripterygium wilfordii
Lineage: Eukaryota; Viridiplantae; Streptophyta; Magnoliopsida; Celastrales; Celastraceae
Product: pentatricopeptide repeat-containing protein At1g18900-like
Exons: 1
Coding region: 1-1575 (524 amino acids)
Molecular function (GO): protein binding
Source: RefSeq, a predicted model, not a curated record
AUGGAACUCUCAAACCUCACCAAGAAGAAGCUCAGGUACUUAUGGAACUGCAGUCACAGUCUUUUCUCUCCCUGCUCUCAAUUUCCGUUUUCAAAAACUCUAAUUUCCCGUAGAUCCUCCUUUAAUGCAAUAUUCGUCACGGAUCAAGCCGAGACAAACCACACUUCGCAUCCCUCAACUGGUUCUUCCGCAAUUUUCUCUGAAUCAAACCCAUCUCCUCGUUCUUUAGAAUUUUCACAUUUCUAUAGGUAUAGUGGUUGUAAAGGUUUAUCCUUGAUUCAUUCGAAUGGGGCAACUUCUUCAGUUUUUUCUAAUCCCGGUAUUUUUAGUAUUCACAGUGAUUCGUGCUUUAGAUGGUAUUCAACAUCUUCUAUUAGAAGUUCUACAUCGAAGGAAGUUGGGAUUGGUCGGACUAGAAUGUAUGCUACUUCGAAACAUGUUUACCAGAUUAUUGAAUUGAUUAGAAGUGGUGAUAGUGAGUUAGAGAACAAAUUAAGUUCAAUGAAUGUUUAUCUAUCUAUUGCCACCGUGACUCAGAUUUUCCAGGUCUUGACUUCCGAGAAGGUGUCUGCAUUGCGAUUCUUUCAUUGGAUUAGACAUUGGCAGCCGGAAUUCUACAGUAAUUCUGAUGUUUGCAGUUUAAUGAUUGAUAAUUGUGGUUGCUCAGGAGAUUAUAGUUCAAUGCAAUCUCUUUUAAAUGAUUUUACUAGAAUGAAAGGUUUUCGUCUUAACAAAAGUGCAUUUAGGUUUUUGCCUGUCCUGGUCUCAAGUAACGAAUCACUGAAGAAAUCUGUUGAGAUAGUGGUUGAUGUGUUGGAAAAAGUUGGAGGGUCUUCUCGAGCUUCGGGGAUCGUUGCCUUGAUCGAGAUGCUUAGUGCCAUGGAUUCCUUUGAAAUGGCCCUCUCUGUUAUCAAGGAAGCAGGGAGGAGGGUAUCCUAUUACAAUAUUUUGGUUAGGGAAAAGUGUCGAAGGUGUGAUUUCAAUGGAGCCAAAGGGAUACUUAAUGAGAUGAGGCAGGAUAACUGUCCUCCACCCAUGCAGACUUAUAAUUACAUGCUAAGUAGUUUAUGUAAGAAUGAUAAGUUCGGUGAGGCUUCUGAACUGCUUGAAGACAUGGAUGAAAGAUUUUGUCCUCCAGAUGCAAUAACCUUUGAGAUUUUUAUAUGUCACUCUUGCGAGGCUGGAAAGUUAGACAUUGCAUCUCGUCUUUUAGACCAAAUGGAGAAGAGGGGUGUUGAACCUCGGCUUACAACUCACGCCAUCUUUAUCAAGGAGUAUUUCAAAGCAGGAAAAUAUGAGGAAGCCUACAAUUAUGUGGUUGAUUCAAGCAAGAAGUACAAAUGUUGUAGCAAUAUGAACUACAGCUUGCUUGCAAGUCUUCAUCUCAAAAGAGGAAAUCUGGUUGCUGCCCUGGAUAUUUUGUAUGAAAUGAUAGAUAAAGAUGUAAGACCAUAUUAUCGUGUGUAUAGAAAAGUGUUGAAGCACCUACAGAAGUCAGGCAGGGAAGAUUUGGCUAAAGAUCUAAACAGCAGGCUCUCUAGUUUCAGUUUGGAAUUGACCAAGGAUAUUGGAUGA